This is a messenger RNA of Phialemonium atrogriseum, 946 nucleotides long. Its product is annotated as family 61 glycosyl hydrolase. The coding region runs from base 1 to 717 and encodes 238 amino acids. The record is from RefSeq and is a predicted model, not a curated record. Lineage: Eukaryota; Fungi; Ascomycota; Sordariomycetes; Cephalothecales; Cephalothecaceae. The transcript has 9 exons.
AUGAAGCCCUCCGUGAUCAUUGCCGCAGUAACAUGCGCCUCCUCUACCUCUGCCCAUACUAUUUUCACGCAACUUACCGCAGGAGGCACCACUUAUGGGGUCUCUUACGCCAUCAGAACUCCAUCGUACGAUGGCCCUCAAACUCCUGACUCGGCAAAUAUCGCAUGCAAUGGGCCACCCAACCCCACGACUCCUUCCGAUAAGAUAAUCGAGGUCCAGGCCGGCAGCAGUGUGUCUGCCGUCUGGAGGCACACUCUUGAAUCUGGCCCGAACGAUGUUAUGGACGCUGGCCACAAGGGGCCCGUCAUGGCGUACUUGAAGAAGGUCACCAACGCCAAGACAGACAGUGGGGUUGGUGACGGUUGGUUCAAGAUUCAGCAGGAGGGUUUGAACGGGGGCACGUGGGGGACCGACACGGUCAUCAACAACAAGGGAAACCAGGUCAUCAACAUUCCCAAGUGCAUUGAAGACGGGCAGUACCUUCUUCGUGCCGAGAUGAUAGCCCUCCACGGUGCUCGUGAUGUCAACGGAGCACAGCUCUACAUGGAGUGUGCCCAAAUCAACAUCUCAGGAGGAACCGGCACCGUGAAACCGAAGACUCACAGCAUCCCAGGCAUCUACAAGUCGAACGAUCCUGGAUUGUUGCUGGACAUCUACAAUGUAAAGCAGCCGUUCAACUACGUGAUUCCAGGCCCGGAGCUGUUUACUUGCUCGUAAAUCGAGCUUUUCUAGCCCCGGUUGGGAGACGAGCAUGGCCAGCAGUUGGUAUUAAGGGGUGGAUCCGGUGAGCUUGAUCAGAUUGUAUGCCCCUACCAGUAUAGGAGACUGGCACGUGAAUGGAGAGGAGAGGAGAGUAAAUCAGAUGUAUCCAUCAUCCCACGAGAACCAUUAGCGCAGCGAGAACCAGGAAAUUCAAGAGCGUCUAAAGGAGGCGGAAUUCCAUGCA